AUAAAAUGCCAUUUUUACAAUUUUAUACAACAUUGCCUCGUAAUAAAGUACCCAGUGAUUUUAAACAAAAAACUGCCCAAGUAUUGACCCAGGUGCUCAGGGAUAAGCCAUUGGAGCGGAUAACUGUCCAUCUAUUUACUGAUCAAGAUAUCUACACUGGUAGUGAUCCUAACGGCACUGAACCUAACGCUUACGGCGUACUCCGUAGUAUAGGUAGUGUCCGACCCGAGGAUAAUCGGCAUACAAUUGACGAAUUAGCCCAACACGUGCACCGGGAGCUCGGGGUCAGUGUCAGUCAGUUUCGGUUGUUUUUCAUGGACUUGGAUCCCAAUUUGGCCGCAUUUAAUGGCAAAAUAGCCAAAGAUCAUGGAUUAUAAAAACAAAAACAAAUUAAUUUUAAUCUAAACUAAAAUAUUAAAACUAUUUUCUAUGAAAAAAAAAU
This is a messenger RNA of Oppia nitens, 442 nucleotides long. RefSeq names its product MIF-like protein mif-2. Gene Ontology annotation, molecular function: phenylpyruvate tautomerase activity. Lineage: Eukaryota; Metazoa; Arthropoda; Arachnida; Sarcoptiformes; Oppiidae. The record is from RefSeq and is a predicted model, not a curated record. The coding region runs from base 6 to 377 and encodes 123 amino acids. The transcript has 2 exons.